Messenger RNA from Dinoponera quadriceps, 2445 nucleotides. It is a transcript of the gene Slh, whose product is annotated as protein sly1 homolog. The transcript has 2 exons. The record is from RefSeq and is a predicted model, not a curated record. The coding region runs from base 528 to 2423 and encodes 631 amino acids. Gene Ontology annotation, biological process: endoplasmic reticulum to Golgi vesicle-mediated transport; intracellular protein transport. Gene Ontology annotation, cellular component: cytosol; Golgi membrane. Gene Ontology annotation, molecular function: syntaxin binding. NCBI's taxonomy places the organism in Eukaryota, Metazoa, Arthropoda, Insecta, Hymenoptera, Formicidae.
AAAAUCGAGGGCGUAGUAUGACUCAACGACAAGUGUAACGUCUCUUUAAUUUCAAAUUUUACGAUCCAACAAUAAAUUAGAAAACUCUUUUCUUCUCAAGCAGCACAACUGAUCUGCAAAUUUUUAUUGGUGCUACCAACAAGUUAGCAGAUCCUUUUAUUUCCAGAUGGUACAAUUCAACAACUGACCAGAGGAAAUUUCUUAUUCUCCAGCAAUACGAGUGACAUAUCCGCCGUUUUUUUUUAAAUCAUGCCAACUAAGUACAAAACAAGACGGAUGAUUCAAUUAACUGUUAUUAUUGCACGACCCGAGUGCUGGUAAAAUCGCUCCCUAGAUAUGCAGGAAUAUUGCGUAUCGACCGAAAACGCCAGCGUGACACAUUCGUUCCUCCCUGCAUCUUCGCUCGGAAGGUUUGACAACUCCGAGUCAGCGAGGUUGGCAUGUCAACAGAUUUCUGAGCAUUUCGACGCUCGCGUUGCCCUUCAUGUGACAGCGGGAGCACCUUCGUUGUCUCUCAAGGUCUGACCAUGGUGAAUCUACGGGAUCUCCAGAUAAACGCGCUCAAGCAGAUGUUGAAUCUGAAUCAGCCCGAGUCGCGGCACGAGGAGGCGGUGCCGACGUGGAAGAUCCUCAUUUACGAUCGCCUCGGCCAGGACAUCAUAUCGCCGCUCGUCUCCGUCAAGGAGCUGCGCGAGCUCGGUAUCACGCUGCACAUGCAGCUACAUUCCGACCGGGACUCCAUUCCCGAGGUGCCGGCGAUCUACUUUUGCGCGCCUACGGACGAGAAUCUGGGCAGGAUCAGUCAGGACUUGCAGAACGGCCUCUACGACAUCUACCACUUGAACUUCAUCUCGCCGAUCUCGCGGCAGAAGAUGGAGGACCUGGCGGCUGCAGCGCUGCUCGGUGGCGUCGUCUCCAGUAUCCACAAGGUGUUUGAUCAGUAUCUCAACUUCAUCACCCUGGAGGACGACCUGUUCGUUCUGCGCCAUCAGAACAGCGACGUGAUAUCCUACCACGCGAUCAACCGCGGCGACGUCAAGGACAGCGAGAUGGAGUCUGUGAUGGAUAUCAUCGUGGACUGCCUGUUCUCGGUGUUCGUCACCCUGGGCACCGUGCCCAUCAUCCGUUGUCCGCGCGGCAAUGCCGCCGAGAUGGUUGCUAAAAUGAUCGACAAGAAGCUCCGGGAGAACGUGUGGGACGCCCGGAACAACCUGUUCGAGGGCGAGGUAAGCGCGACCGGGCACUACAGCUUUCAACGGCCCCUGCUCAUCGUGCUGGAUCGCAACGUCGACAUGGCCACGCCGCUGCAUCACACAUGGACGUACCAGGCGUUGGCGCACGAUGUCCUGGAGAUGGCGCUUAACCGGCUGGUCGUGGAGGAGAACGUGGGACGGUCUCCGGCCGGUGGGACGCGUUCCAAGACGCGCGCCUACGAGCUGGACAGCAGGGACCGCUUCUGGUGCGAACACAAGGGCAGCCCGUUCCCCAGAGUGGCCGAGGCGAUACAGGAGGAGCUGGAGCAGUAUCGCACCUUCGAGGAGGACGUGAAGAAACUCAAGUCCUCCAUGGGCAUCGACAACGAGAGCGAGGCGGCGUUGUCGAUGGUGUCGAACAAUACAGCGCGGCUGACCAGCGCGGUGAACUCGUUACCGCAGCUGCUCGAGAUGAAGCGCCUGAUAGACAUGCACACGUCGGUGGCCACCGGCAUCCUGAACGCGAUCAAGUCGAGGCGGCUGGACACCUUCUUCGAGUUGGAGGAGAAGAUCAUGAGCAAGCAGACGCUCGACAGGAGCGUACUCGAGACGAUCGGCGAUCCGGACUGCGGCACGCCCGAGGACAAGCUCCGUCUCGCUAUUAUUUAUUAUAUCUGCACGAACAUGUCCGACGCGGACUACGGUAAGCUGGAGGCCGCCCUGACCGCGGCCGGCUGCGACCUGAAUCCCUUGAUCUACGUCAAGAGGCUGCGUAGCUACACCAGGAUAGCCGAAAUUCAGAGCAGCUACGAGGGCGGCGGCACCAAGACGGUCAGCAUGUUCUCGAAGCUGAUGAAUCAAGGUUCGUCCUUCGUCAUGGAGGGCGUGAAGAAUCUGGUGGUGAAGAGGCACAAUCUACCCGUCACCAAGAUAGUGGACGAACUGAUGGAGUCGAAGCAGUCCUCCCGCACCGAGGACUACUGCUACCUGGACCCGAAGCAGCUCAAGCACACCGAGCAGAUGCCGAAGAACCGGCCGACCUUCCAGGAGGUCAUCGUAUUCGUCGUGGGCGGCGGCAACUAUAUUGAGUACCAGAAUCUGGUGGAUUACGUGAAGCAACGCAGCGGCGCCGGUGUGAACAAACGAGUGAUCUACGGCUCCACGUCCUUUAUCAACGGCAAACAAUUGCUGAAGCAACUUUCUCUCCUCGGCCAGGAAGUCCACUCGUGAACGUUCCGCACGCAUUUGUCGU